Rubroshorea leprosula is the source of this 1385-nucleotide messenger RNA. The record is from the annotation of a GenBank genome assembly. NCBI's taxonomy places the organism in Eukaryota, Viridiplantae, Streptophyta, Magnoliopsida, Malvales, Dipterocarpaceae.
ACAAACUAACCUAUUCCUUUGUGAUGCUCUGUUUUCCUCAGGAGAAGAGCAUGGCCUCAUACGGUGUCGUUAUUUUCCAUUUCCUCUUCUCCAUCGUCCUUUUUUCAAGCAUUGUUGAUGCUGCCGGUUUGAUAGGAGUGAACUACGGCCGCGUGGCCAACGAUCUACCCACCCCAGAUAAGGUGGUGGAGCUUCUAAAAACAGAGGGGAUAGACAGAGUUAAGCUCUACGACACCAACACGGAGGUCCUCACAGCCCUGGCCAACUCAAAUAUAAGCGUCGUGGUUGCCCUUCCCAACGAGCUACUCUCCUCUAUAGCCGCCAACCAGUCCUUCGCCGAUAAUUGGGUCCAAGCCAACAUCUUGAAACACUAUCCCGCCACCAACAUUGAAGCAAUUGCAGUCGGAAAUGAGGUCUUCGUCGACCCCAACAACACCACGAUGUACCUCGUACCCGCCAUGAAGCACGUUUACAACUCCCUCGCGAAGUGUAACCUCGAUUCCGCCAUUAAAAUCUCCUCCCCAGUUGCUCUCAGCGACUUGCAAAGCUCAUACCCCCCUUCAUCCGGGUCGUUCAAAUCCGAAUUGAUUCAACCAGUAGUCAAACCCAUGUUGGAUUUCCUCCGCCAAACCGGAUCAUAUCUCAUGGUCAAUGCUUACCCCUUCUUUGCAUACUCGGCCCAUUCCGACACUAUCUCUCUAGACUACGCUCUGUUCAGGAAUAACUCCGGCGUUGUGGAUUCCGGCAACGGGCUGAAGUACUACAGCUUGUUAGAAGCCCAGCUGGACGCUGUUUUCACCGCCAUGUCCGCACUCAAUUACAACGAUGUGAAGAUGGUGGUAACGGAAACAGGGUGGCCGUCGAUGGGGGACGAGAACGAGAUUGGCGCAGGUGAGGAGAACGCGGCGGCGUAUAACGGGAACUUGGUACGCAGAGUUUUGACCGGAAGUGGCACCCCCUUGAGACCACAGGAUCCACUCAACGUCUACCUAUUCGCCCUCUUCAACGAGAACGAGAAACCGGGGCCCAGAUCGGGGCGGAAUUACGGGUUAUUUUACCCGAACGAGAACAAGGUGUAUAACAUACCUUUAACCCAAUCGGAGCUCCAGAGCGGGGAGUCAACGCCGGUCAGCGGCGGGAACAAGAGUCAGGCUCCGGCCUCCAGAGUCCGGGUCAGUGUUUGGUUGUGUGACCCGAACACGCUCGAGGUGCAGGUUUCGUACCCCUUCAACAGUUUUUCCGGCGUAGAAAUUCGCCUUAAACUGUCAUUUUCAGAAGAAUUCUCGUGGCGCUGGCACGUGCGAUUUUGGUUUUAUGGUAUGUUUUUAUAUAUUUAAUUUUUUUUAAAGUAGUGUAUUUGUAUGUUAAUUGUGUUCACAUGAUAU